GUGUCCCCUGCAGCGUCCCCGGCCAUCUCCUCCGGCCGAUGCCGGCAUCCGGCUUCUGUGUCCUGUCCCUGUGACGUCGGGACGUACGGGCGCCGCCGCCACCGCGGCGGGAAAUUUAAAAAAAUUUUAAAAAAUGUCAUUUUUUUUUUUUUUACUGUAUCAAAGCAUUUCACAUACAUUUUGUACCUAGUGCUUUGUCCUGUGCCCUGCCUGCAUUUUUACUGUUCUUUCUGCCUGGAAACUGAGAAAUGUUCAUGGCGUCCAAAAAGUGUCCCUUUAGGUCAAAAGUGGUUUUAGACCAGCUAGAGAACAGUGAUAGUAAAUUAGAACCACUUGCAGAAUUGA
Messenger RNA from Staurois parvus, 345 nucleotides. The record is from the annotation of a GenBank genome assembly. NCBI's taxonomy places the organism in Eukaryota, Metazoa, Chordata, Amphibia, Anura, Ranidae.